This is a messenger RNA of Aspergillus calidoustus, 770 nucleotides long. NCBI's taxonomy places the organism in Eukaryota, Fungi, Ascomycota, Eurotiomycetes, Eurotiales, Aspergillaceae. The record is from the annotation of a GenBank genome assembly.
GUGAUCAGGGUCACAAGGUGGAUGCGAUGAUGAGGCUCAAGAGGAUGAAGAUGUCGCUGUAUAGCAACAAAUACAAAAUACCAAGCGACUGACUUCAGCCAAGUCGCCAAGUCAUAUGUAGCCAAGCCGGCUGUGACUCAAGCGCCCCGUAUAUAACCGGCCUCCCGGUCGCAUCCCGAUCACCCCUCGACAACACUUAACAACCAACAUCAUCAAAAUGUCUUCCCUGCGAUCGAUCCAUCGCUCCCUCAUCCAUCGCGCAUCUCCAUGCAGUUUGAAGCCUCAGCCCUUGCAUCUUCGAAUAAAUCUCCCGAGCGCAGCCAGGCAGCCGUGGGCCCCCGCAUUCUCGACGGGCGCAGUCUCACUUCAAAAACCGGCCAGGGCGCCGAAUGCGGAUCGGAAAUCCACCCAAACCAGCAACCCAGAAUUGCCAAAAAUCACCCUCGAGGGUCUGGGGAUCAGCAAAAACGUUAGGAUUGUUUUGAUUGUAUUGCUGAGCAUCUGGGGGACUUUUGAGACGUAUUUCUACUAUCAGGCGGUUAUGCGGUGGUGGAGAGCGCGGAAGCAGCCCGAGAACAAGAUGGUCGACCGAGGUGAAGGCUUAUAAAUCUGUAGAUAUUUAACGAUCCUACAUAUUAGUUCUCUAUGCGUCAUGAACUCCCCGCUUCACCUUUAAUAUGCUUAGAACCGGUUUAGCUCAGGCAAUAUAUAUUUUGCACUAGUGCUUGAGACUGGCAGAGCCUAGACAGCUUCAGCGGCGACAAGACCAC